UGUGGCAGCAAAACACUUAGCUGCAUUUGGUUUUGUGGUAGCACCUCUAAAGCCCCAGUUUGGGAUUUGGAGCCUAACUGUGCUGGGUGCUGCACACACAGUGCAGACAGGCCCUGCCUCAGUGUAUAAUGGCAGUAAGGUGAAAUCAUUGGUGGAUACAACAAACAGAGGGUUCCGCCAUGUGCUCCUUGGAGAUGAGGAUGCACCAAUCACAGCUCAGCCCCAGGAUGAUAGUAUAGUGCUGGGCUGCUGAUGCGCAGAGCACCUACUGUGGGAUAUCGCUCCAGCAGGGCCAUCCUGGGGCUGCCCUCCAUCUCUCCCAGCAGAGCCAAUGGACGCCCACGCGGAUCUCCUGACAGAACUCCAGCUGCUGGAUAAGGUGCCCACGUUGGAGCGGCUGCGGACAGCUCAGAAGCGCAGGGCUCAGCAGCUGAAGAAGUGGGCGCAGUACGAGAAGGAGAUGCAGCACAAGAAGCGGAAGCAUGAGAAGAGGAGGAGCGCUGUGAGCCGCAAGAAGGUGUCUUUUGAGGCCAGCGUUGCUUUGCUGGAGGCAUCGCUGAGGAAUGAUGUGGAGGAAGUGUGUUACUUACUGAAGAACAAUAUCAGCCCGGACCUGUGCAAUGAAGAUGGACUCACUGCACUGCAUCAGUGCUGCAUAGACAACUUCGAAGAGAUAGUCAAGCUUCUCCUCAACCAGGGGGCUAAUGUCAAUGCAAAGGACAAUGAGCUAUGGACCCCACUGCAUGCAGCAGCUACCUGUGGUCACAUCAACCUGGUGAAGAUUCUAAUUCAGCAUGGAGCAGACUUGCUGGCAGUAAAUGCAGAUGGAAACAUGCCAUAUGAUCUCUGUGAAGAUGAGCAGACCCUUGAUGUCAUUGAGACCUGCAUGGCAUACCAGGGCAUAACACAGGAAAAAAUCAAUGAGAUGCGGGCUGCUCCGGAGCAGGCCAUGAUCUCUGACAUCCGAGGUCUAAUUGCAGCAGGACAAGACCUGAACAGGACAGAUAUUCAAGGUGCUACAUUGCUGCACAUAGCUGGGGCUAAUGGUUACCUGCAUGCAGCUGAGAUGCUUCUAGACCAUGGAGCACGGCUAGACAUCCAGGACUGGGAUGGCUGGGAACCUCUCCAUGCUGCUGCCUUCUGGGGACAGAUGCAAAUGGCAGAGUUGCUGGUGUCCCAUGGGGCCAGCCUGAGUGCCAGGACGCCCUUUGAUGAGAUGCCAAUAGACUUGUGUGAAGAAGAGGAGUUCAAAGUGUUACUGCUGGAGCUGAAACAUAAGCAUGAUGUGAUCAUGAAAUCCCAGAUGAGGCACAAGUCCUCCCUCAGCAGGAGGACCUCCAGCACGGGAAGCCGAGGGAAGGUGGUGAGGAGGGCGAGUCUUUCGGACCGAACCAACCUUUACAGGAAGGAGUAUGAGAAGGAGGCCAUUGUCUGGCAGCAAAUGGGAGCAACAGAAGAACAGAGAAACUCAGGCUAUGCUGGAGAAAUCAUGGAGGCUCGAUCUGACCAAGAGAACACAGAUCCAAAUUCAGUGCUGGAGAACUCUAUGCUCCUUCCUGAGUUAGCUACCAAAAGCACACAGAGUGACCCUGAAUCCUCCCUCCAGAAUGGACUCAGGGCAUCGGCCAGCACUUACCAGUACUCGGUUUCCAACGGGGACAUCUGGAAAAUGCACACAGCUCCAGACUGUAAUACAAGUCAAGCCCUGCCCUACAGCAGCCCCGGUGACCCCGACUUUCAGCAAAUCUGGGGUGGCUACAAGGAUCGCAGCCAUCAAACACUUUCUGAACUGAAGCGGCAGCGGGCUGCAGCUAAGCUGCUUAACCACCCUUUCCUCAGCACCCACUUUGGCACCAGUGUGAGUGGGGUAGUUGAGAAUGGGGGCGAGGCCAAGGAGCACCUGAUUGAUUCCAGGACUUCUCCCUACAGUCCCAAUGGGACGUCAGUUUAUUACACAGCGUCCAGUGGCGAUCCCCCUCUCUUGAAAUUCAAAGCUCCCAUGGAUGAAAUGGAGGAGAAAGUGCACGGGUGCUGCAGGAUUUCCUAGUGUCAUCCAUGUCUCACCUCAGAGGAGACUAAAAGUGGAUGGCCAGGUUAGCUUUAUUACUGAGGAUGGGCUGUUUCCAUCCCCACAUGGGGAGAACUCAGUUUAGUUACAUAGGACUUGAUGGGGCCAGCCUCAUUCAUCUUGAAUAGUACCUUACCCUGCCAGUAACCCCACUGCAAUCAAAUGAGUAAGGCUGGCAGAGUGAGGCCCAUAGUGGAGAAAUGAAGUACACAUCCUUGUGUGCAGUAAAAAAAAGCUACCCCACUCUUCCUCAUGGCAGUGUUAUGAAAGGGACAGUGGGGGGCUCUCCACUGUAAAUCGUGCAGGGUCUUUGAAAGACAAAACCAUCUGAAUUAGAGUCCUCCCUUUCUGCGCCUCCUGCUGGGAGCCACCCAGCUUCUGGAAUGCGACAUGAUGGGCCUGACUCUCACUCAUGGAUGUGAUAGGUGUGUCCCCCAAGAAUGUGUGGCCAGCCCCCUGCAUUUGUGCAAACAGCCCAGGAGUUACAAGUGCAGACUUUGAGUCUUUGGUGUGUUUCAUUUGGCUACACAGAGGUGAAGCUGGGCACAUCCCCAGUGCAUGUACUUCGGGAAGUGGUGUGAUGCCUGCAUUGUGUGAUGCCUGACGGCCCACUGUCAAAAGCGGCAAACCAGUUUGUGGCCUACUCUAAUUGAAAGCAGUGGCUGUGCAGUGCCAUCAGGUUUGAAGCAGAACUCCUGAUGGAAAUCCAGUAGAAUAAACUCUGGCAAUAAAAUGCUGACUGAAAGGGUCAAUAAUGGGAUAGAAACAAAUUACUUGUAUUACUAAGACCCUUAGAUUAGUGAAAUCCAUUCAGUUUUAACAAUCUCACCUUCCCUGUUGGUGCUGAGUUUUACUCUAUGCUUCACUCAGCUUAAAAACUAGAAUGGUCUCUGUUGCUUUCUGUCUCUCCUGCACUAUCAGAGUGCUAUUGUAUUUGGGUUUCCAGAACCGCAGGGCUCUGUUUAAAUUAGGAAGGAAGGGGAAAGAAAGACCUGCUUCCAGUAAAAAUGGCCUGGAAAUAUUUCCAGUCACACUAGGUUUUGACACUCUUGUGUGUGAACCUGUGUUCUUGGGGCUAAGCUGCUCGAGCAUCUAAAUAUGUAAAUGCUAAGUUGUUGCUUUUGGUUGUAGAGCAUCCAAACUUAGGAUGGAAACUUUUUAACAUUUUUUUCCCAGCAUUCCAGUGUUUUUUCAGACUCUAUGCUGGGGUCACCAGCAGCAGUGUGGUAGCUGCCAGUAAAAGGCUCAGAAAUAGUUAUCUUGUAUGAGAGAGAAAGUGGCUUCUUUCACUGAGCAAAAGCCAGCAUGCAGCAGUGAAGUUUGGAGUGGUCUAGUGAAGCGCUGUUGGAUAGGAAGCCAGCACCAGUGUUUCGGGGUAGCAUGUGUUAACUGUGUGCCAGGCUGCAUUUGUGGAAUCUGUGGCUUGGUGUAACAAGGGGUGUGUGAUUGGCAGGCCAGUUUCUGCAGUUGCCCUUCAGGGAGCAGAACCCUCACCUGAAUGGUAGCAGCAAGGAGACAGCACCUAUCAGCAGAGCAUCAGCUAUAGGGAAGUGGACAUGAGAGUUCAGAAUAAACAGGCAAAAUAUUUAAAAAAUGUUUUAAGUUGCAUCUGCAAAAUAUUUGUCUGCACAAAGGGGCCAUUGCACACAGUCUGUGUCUGUGAAUUUUGUCUUGUAGAUGCAGCUUAGGCCCCAGACUUAAAAAA
Messenger RNA from Mauremys reevesii (Reeves's turtle), 3773 nucleotides. RefSeq names its product protein phosphatase 1 regulatory subunit 16B (gene PPP1R16B). The coding region runs from base 332 to 2047 and encodes 571 amino acids. The transcript has 11 exons. Gene Ontology annotation, cellular component: cytoplasm. The record is from RefSeq and is a predicted model, not a curated record. NCBI's taxonomy places the organism in Eukaryota, Metazoa, Chordata, Testudines, Geoemydidae. Gene Ontology annotation, biological process: regulation of sprouting angiogenesis; establishment of endothelial barrier. Gene Ontology annotation, molecular function: enzyme inhibitor activity; protein binding; protein phosphatase regulator activity.